UUGAAAAAAUCAAUGACAGUUAAAUGAAUUCGCAUGACAAGCAUAACAUAGCAUUUUUAGGAACAAGUGAGACUGAGAUGUUACAAUUGGUGCAAUGACCUAAAGCAAUUCAUUAUUUCAUGAAAACAUUUAUGCCGUGUUUUAUGAAAGUUCUAAAAACCCCUGCUGAAGCCAGCCACCGUAAUCGGUCAUUCUGAAAGCAGUUUAUAAAUACCGAUUAAUGCUUGCUUGCAGAAGUCCAUCGCAGUCUGCAGUUCAGCCGGACCCCGUCCACCGCGAAAAAAAAAUAAACAAUUAUUCUGGCGAUGUGGUAAUUGCAGCAGGUAUCGUCCCUUGGUCAGUGACACUCACGAAAACAAGACUGAAUCAAUCCAUCUUUGGAACCGUUGAGGUUUUCUUAAAAUAUAUGUAAUUGGGAUGUGCAUUAUAAUCUGUGAAAAAUUUAAAUCACUGUGGUUAAAACUUGAGUUGAUGUUUAGUAAAUACUUGAAACUUCAUAUUUUCCGACCAAUGCAUCUGUUGUUUGAUAUACGUAGUUAAAAUGUUUGCGGUAGUUAUUCUGCAUUCAGUUCGACCACAGAUAACAGACAUUUAUCCUAGAACAAAAUUUCACUCAAAACCUGUGCAAAAACUGACCGCAGUUAGUGACUGUGUGCUUGAUGUUUAGCAUUUGUAACGUGCUUAAAUUUGCCAUACAAUACUCUAUGUCCAAGAAGUUUAACAAAAUUCCAUUAAGAAAAGGUCCUGUACCUAACGCAUACCGAUCUCAUACAAACUGAGCAUGGUUUAAUAAUCACCAUGCAUUCCAAUACCUUUUAUUCAAAAUCAAUAAGAAUGGUAAAGCGUCCAUUGAUCUUUGAUCGGCAUGCCACCCAAAAAGUGCUUAAAAACCCACCUGUUCCGCACACGACCCUUAGUUCGUUGGUGAAGUGCUCGCGCCUGGUGAAAAAUUUGCGUCCCUCUGGAAGAGACGACGCACGAAAAUGAAACUCGCGGCUGUGAUUGUGUUUGCUCUGGUAGCAACUCUUGCCCCCGGUAGGGCAGUACCAGCUCCAUCCUUUGAACUGCAAGGGGAAGUUGAUACGGUGGAAGAAAAACAAGUGCGCGCCACGGAAAGUGAAGUGACGGCCGAUCAGGUCGCCGGUGAAGAUCAAGUGUUGAAUACUUUGGAAACGACCGAACAGGAUGCUGGAACUGAUGGUACAGAUACCAAGGGAACGACGACCGCUGAAACUACCUCCACCUCUAGCACAACCACGGAAACCUCAGGUACCAGUGAAGUUGCGGUCGUACGUUCCAGAAGAGCUGUUACCUGUACCGAUAUCGUAGGAGUGAACGGGGAAACCGAAACAGUGUGUGACGAAGAUCAGGAUGCUGCGGCCAGUGAGCAGCCUUCGGCGCGUAGCUAUAAUACCUACGGAUAUGGAUAUCAUCAGCAUGCGUACGGGUAUGUGCCAAUUGUGUCGAUUAGAAUGUGAAUUAGAACAAUGGGGUUUUAACAUGGUUUUGUGGUGUUUCCAAUCCACAGAUAUGGAUACAAACAUGAGCCGAAGAAAUAUCCAAAGCAUUAUGGGUAAGUACUACUUGUAUAGUUGG
Molecule: messenger RNA, 1596 nt
Organism: Aedes albopictus (Asian tiger mosquito)
Lineage: Eukaryota; Metazoa; Arthropoda; Insecta; Diptera; Culicidae
Exons: 1
Coding region: 984-1478 (164 amino acids)
Source: RefSeq, a predicted model, not a curated record